UCGCACCUCAUGAUAUCAACCCCCUCUCAAGUUUCACCCGCCUACCAGCAGCACAGAGCGCCUGGAGGUUGCCUCAGCCCUGGUCUCUUCAGGGCAAUUCUCCGUCUGAGCGCGAAGCGGCGGUUUCUUUUUCUACAAGUCAGCUUGAGAUCCUUUGUGCGUGCUGUCUUGCUGGUGACCACUGCUGAACCACUCCACCCAUCUACCACAGCCGCAGCCUUUUCUUGAAGCUACCAUGGCCGCCGCUGCUCCGGCUUUCCCGGCGCGUGAUCUGUUUGUGGCCGGCAAGUGGACGGCCCCUUGCAAGGCUGGCCGGCUGCCAGUCGUCAAUCCCGCCACGGAGGAAACUAUCGGCACGAUCCCCGCGGCAACAGCGGAGGACGUGGAUGUGGCGGUGCAGGCGGCGAGAGGCGCGUUCCGGCGGAACGGCGGGGGCGACUGGCCCAAGACGACGGGCAGCUACCGCGCGCAGUUCCUUAAAGCCAUCGCCGCCCAGGUGGUGGAGCGCAAGGGCGAGCUGGCGCGCAUGGAGGCCAUGGACUGCGGCAAGCCGCUGGACGAGGCCGCAUGGGACAUGGACGACGUGGCGGGGUGCUUUGAGUACUACGCGGGGCUGGCGGAGCAGCUGGACGCGGAGCAGGGCGCGCCGCUGCAGGUGCCCAUGGAGCAGUUCGCCUGCCGCAUCCGCAAGGAGCCCAUCGGGGUCGUCGGGCUCAUCACGCCCUGGAACUACCCAAUGCUGAUGGCGGCAUGGAAGGUGGCGCCAGCACUGGCAGCAGGCUGCACUGUGGUUCUCAAACCGUCCGAGCUCGCCUCCCUCACGUGUCUGGAGCUGGGCGCCAUAGCGGCGGCGGUGCAGCUGCCAGCGGGCGUGCUGAACGUGGUCACGGGCCUGGGCGAGCACGCCGGCGCUGCUCUCACCGCGCACAAGGGGCUCGAUAAGAUUGCGUUCACGGGCAGCAGUGCCACAGGGAAGCUCGUCCUGCGUGCAGCGUCCGAGAACCUCGUUCCGGUGACGGUGGAGCUGGGCGGCAAGAGUGCGCUGCUGGUGUUUGACGACGUGGACAUCGACAAAGCGGUGGAGUGGGCCAUGUUUGGGUGCUUCUGGACCAACGGCCAGAUCUGCAGCGCCACCUCGCGCCUGCUGCUGCACGAGCGCAUAGCGCCGGCGUUCCUGGCGCGCCUGGCGCAGUGGUCGCAGGAGAUCCGCAUCUCCGACCCGCUCGAGCCCGCCUGCCGCCUUGGGCCGCUCGUCAGCCAGGCGCAGUACGACAAGGUGGUGGCGUUCAUAGAGGGCGCCAAGGCGGAGGGCGCAGAGGUGCUGUGCGGGGGCAAGCGACCGCAGCACCUGGCGCGCGGGUACUACCUGGAGCCGACGGUGCUGCGAGUGACGCCCGGCAUGCGCGUGUGGCAGGAGGAGGUGUUUGGGCCCGUGCUCGCUGUGCACACCUUCUCAGACGAGCAAGAGGCCAUUUCCCUCGCCAACGACACCAGCUAUGGGCUGGCGGCAGCAGUGAUAUCAGGCGACCAGGAGAGGUGCCGCCGCGUGUCAGAGGCCAUGGAGUGCGGCAUAGUGUGGGUGAACUGCUCGCAGCCAUGCUUCUGCCAGGCGCCAUGGGGCGGGAAGAAGAGGAGCGGCUUCGGCAGGGAGCUGGGGAAGUGGGGUCUGGACAACUACCUGUCGGUGAAGCAGGUGACGCAGUACGUGUCCAGCGACCCCUGGAACUGGUACCCUGCGCCCUCCAAGCUCUGACCAUGUCUCGCUCACGCCACAGAGACUUGGGCAUGUUCUUCAGCCUAUUCGAAUAAGCCGAAACUUUGUGCUGCUGAUUGGUUCAUCUCACAAUAAAUGUUGCCACGCAAUGCCAAGCAAUUGUACAGGUGGUACCAUGUAUCAUUGUUAUCCUCUCGAGCUUGCAUGCGAGCUUUGAGCGUGCCUUCAUCACACUCUGUCAAACCAUGUUGAAGACCUCCGUGAACACUUGUGACGUUGGGUGUGCAGUGUUCUGCAUGCAUACCUGCAAACAAUCGUUUG
Molecule: messenger RNA, 2035 nt
Organism: Closterium sp. NIES-67
Lineage: Eukaryota; Viridiplantae; Streptophyta; Zygnematophyceae; Desmidiales; Closteriaceae
Source: the annotation of a GenBank genome assembly